Molecule: messenger RNA, 8851 nt
Organism: Ylistrum balloti
Lineage: Eukaryota; Metazoa; Mollusca; Bivalvia; Pectinida; Pectinidae
Product: RNA-binding protein FXR1-like
Exons: 17
Coding region: 137-2329 (730 amino acids)
Biological process (GO): regulation of dendritic spine development; regulation of mRNA stability; positive regulation of translation
Cellular component (GO): membrane; dendritic spine; neuronal ribonucleoprotein granule
Molecular function (GO): mRNA 3'-UTR binding; translation regulator activity; protein homodimerization activity
Source: RefSeq, a predicted model, not a curated record
AAAUCACAAUAGUCGCGUUUGAUUAAUCAGUGCGAUAUUGAGAAGAUUGGAUAACGAAUUGCCUGAUGCCAAACCCAAACUAUUUAUAUCAUCCGUCGAUAAAGUAUUUCCCAUAAUUCCUUUCUCUUCAUACAAAAUGGAGGACCUUGUGGUCGAGGUCUGCGGCGCUAACGGUGCAUAUUACAAGGCUUACGUGAAGAAUAUACAUGAAGAAACACUGAGUGUGCAAUUUGAAAAUGAUUGGCAACCAGAACAACAAAUCAAGUUCAACUGUGCAAGGCUGCCCCCGAAGUUGGUUGUGAAAAGGACUGAUUAUGUGGAAGGUGAAAUGGUGGAGGUGUAUUCCCGGGCUAAUGAGGCAGAAGAGUAUGGCUGGUGGCAAGCUCGUGUCAAAAUGCUCAAAGGAGAGUUUGCAGUGAUGGAGUUUACUGGAUGGGACACAUCAUCAUAUACAGACAUAGUCCCGCUGGAAAGGAUAAGAACUAUUAAUUCUAAUAAACCUUUAACAAAAACUAGCUUUAACAAGUAUGUCAUAGAAAUUCCUGCAGAUUUACGGGAAAUUUGUAAGGAUGAAAAUGCUCACACAGAAUUUAAGAAGCACUGUAAUGCUGUGUCUGUAUCAUACAAUGAUAAUGAAGGUACACUUGUUGUUUUGUCUACUAGUGACUCUGUCAUCAAACGGGCGACCAUGUUAGGGGACAUGCACUUGAGGAACCUUCGACAAAAAUUGCUUCUGAAACAGAGGACAGAAGAGGCUGUUAAAAGGCUACAGAAUACUAAGAUUCGGUCAGGUUACAUGGAGGAGUUUACUGUAAGAGAGGACCUGAUGGGCCUGGCCAUUGGUUCCCAUGGAGCCAACAUUCAACUGGCUCGUCGUGUUGAUGGAAUCACAGGAAUUGAACUUGAUGAAAACACAUGUACAUUCAAGGUUCAUGGAGAUUCGCAAGAAUCUGUCAAAAAAGCACGAAGUAUGCUUGAAUAUGCUGAGGAGACCUUUCAAGUUCCAAGAGAGCUAGUUGCUAAAGUUAUAGGUAAAAAUGGCAAAAACAUACAAGAUAUUGUGGACAAAUCAGGAGUGGUGAGGGUUAAAAUUGAAGGUGACAACGAAAGUGAAACUCUCCGAGAGGAGUAUGACGAUUGGAGCGCUCAGGUUCCCUUGACUGGUCAAGUGCCUUUUGUAUUUGUUGGAACGACUGAAAGUAUAGAGAAUGCUAAAAUUCUGUUAGAGUAUCACUUAGACCAUUUAAAGGAAGUAGAACAAUUACGUAAAGAAAAGUUAGAAAUAGACCAACAAUUAAAAAGUUUAUCAGGGGCACAACCUGGGCCCUACUUUCCCCCUCCACGGGAACGAAGAGACAGUAAUGACCCAUACUCGGAUGAACGUGGAAGGCGGAGAAUGUCGGGUGGUCGAGGUGGAAGGGGGCGUGGGCCUGGAAGACGCUGGGCCAAUGAGAGACGAAGCUUGAUAUCAGGAGAUGAGAGUGGUCAAAAUGUUACGGAUUGGUCAGCCGAAGUGACAGCAGAAGAACAGAAGCACACAGGGUACCUAACCGACAGUGUUCUGAGUGGUCGAGGACGGGGUGGCCGUGGUGGCCGUGGCCGAGGGCGUGGUUAUGGUGGCUAUCCCUCCUACAGGACUGUGGCUUAUGACUCUGAAGAUCCGCGGGAUCAAAGGUCCCGAAGGCGUAUGACAGAUGAUGAUGAUACUGUCCUUGACAAUGCCAGUGUAAACAGCCAGGAUCAAGGUAUACAUGAUGAGCGACGACCAGAGAGGCGGAGACGUAGAAGGAGAAACAAGUUUCGUGGAAGCAGUAGUGCAGCCUCUGGGACUGAAACGGACAAUAGUGUAUCUAAUUACCGCCCAGGGGGUGGACCCAGUGGUCCACGUCCUGGGAGUGGGCCCACUGGGCCCCGUCCAGGGGGCGGUAAUGGCAACAAUCUUAUCAAGACUGAGAAUUCUAAUAUGCCUAAUCAGAUGCCCCGCCCCAAAGUUGAAACAGUCACAUCGCCAGCAUCAGCCCCGCCUCCUCGACAGACACAGUCACCUUCUCGUCAGUCACCUGGCCCUGGUAAGUCAUACCCUCAGUCUAGCAGCAAACCAAACACUCCUAGCAGCCAGAGCAAGGGGUCCCAGGGGCCACCCAACAAGGGUCCUGCACCUAAAGAACAGAGGGAGCCAAGGAAGAAUGGAGGAGGGUCUAACCAACGGUUUCCACCUACAGCAAGAAAUGGCAAUCUACAAAGUGGCAGUGAGACUGAAUCAAAAGCCAAGGGAAGCUAUCAAAAUGGCAACAACAAACCAUCUGAACACAUGGUGAAUGGAGAGUAGGUAUAACCCUAGUGGGCGUCUCCAGGAGUGGGUGUGGUCAUGUGCCGUAUGCCCAGGGGCACGCCCCAUCGCCAACAAACUGCUGUCUGUUUGCCUCUGCUUCACACCCGUAGUCACGGCCUCCCUACUUAGUGUUGACAGACCAGGCAUGUCACACCGGAUGAGUCUUUAACACCGGAUUGGAAAUUAAUGAUCAACUUGUAAGAAAAAAUUUGAGUUACAUCAUUACCAGAGAUAUUCAAAAUGUGUGUCAAAACAGAUGCACAGAUUGUUCUGUUUUCUCAUCAAAAGUGAAUAAUACAACAUCAGAUCCAAGGAUUUCAUGAAUACUGUAUUUAUAAUACAAUGCUUGAUACCAUGAAUUCUUAGAAUAUUACUAUGUCACUACAUUGUAUGUGAAAUAUUUAUGAUAUAGGUGAUACAUGGAGUGUACUGUACAGUGUGUUGUGUGACCGGUGGGUCAAUCUCAGAUCUGAAUGCAGAAAGAAAUAGAACAGAGUACACACUUACCUCCCCUUGACUAUAGUUGUAGGUACAGGGUUGGGAUGUAACUUGAGUGUCAUUCUAGAGUGAUAUAAAAGGUCUUGGACUUUCUCAAUAAUAUUUUUUGUUAAUGAACAAAUUUCUCUGAAAAAAAUUGCUGUGGCAGCAGUUUGAAAAAGUUAAAAGAUGACAAAAAUGACAAUAUGAGUUUGUUUCUAGUUGUUUAUCAAGGCUAACAAACGUGCAGGACAGGGUAGGUGAAGUGAUUGUAGCUACUUACAAUCACCGGGAAUGGUUCAUUGAAGGAAAUUGUUAGAAUGAAAUCGAUUUUAGUAUGCUUGUACCCUUAUUCAAAUAAAGCUGUGUUUUUGGCAGGUUGGUUUACAGUUUAAAGAUGGACACUGGAUUUAAUUUGAUGUCUUUCUACUAUCGAGGAAGAAAAUUUAUCUGAUGCUUCAAAGCAUUAAUGAUGUGAACACAGAAGAGAAUACUUUGGGUACAGAAAUGAACAUCUUUGUUUACAUGUUAAGUAAACAACAUUUGUAUGGUACGAUAACGACUUGGAUUAGGUAAAGAGAUCUAGGUAUCCUACCGUGACCCCAUGUUCGGGUGGUCACUCUAACAUAACCAUGUGAUGCAUUCUGGUUAGUUAGAGGUCAAACACACCACUGUACAAUGUAUAUAGUUUAACCCAACAAUCCCAUCAGACCCAUCAAGAUUGGUACAUGUCUAUGAGCAAAUGUCAGACCGGUAUCCAAUUAAUCUCGCUAUCAUAUCACAUUAGUUUUCAUACAUACAUGAUAUAUUGUUUUGUGAAAGAAGAUUUUAGUGAUCAUUUCAGAUAUUUGCAAAGUAAAGCCAUUUCUAUCAAAGCAAAUAGCUUACAAGCUUUAUAAUUGCUAUUUGGAUUUUUCCAGAAAUACUAACAUGUGUUUGGUUAUUCAUAUAUAUCUUGAAUAUUGAACUUUCAUUUCUUUAUUUAUUUCAAAAUUGUAUUUUGGGUCAAAAAUUUUCUUGUAGACUAGAAUUAUUGUAUAGCAUAUCAGUGUCAUAGUUUAAGAUCUCUCAGUUACAGAAAACACAGGGACAUACCUCUAAUUUAAAAGUCUGACCUUUGCUCUGAGGCAAUGUAGCUUGGAUUUGACACCUGUUGACAACUGUAUUACAGGUAAAUAUUUUUGUUCCUGAGUUGUGUGAGACGCAGAUUCUGGUGUCCAGUUAUACACAGGGGGUUUUAACAUGUUUGUAUUAUUUAUUAAAUGAAUUUGUGAUUUCUUCCAUAGGAAACAUUUUACUGUUGAAUUUUUUUUUUCAUUAUUUUAAUUAUCAUAUAGAAUAAUUGUCACAUGCAUGUAUAUAUCUUUGUGUGUAUACAGUAAGAUAAAAUCAGUAUGUCCUUACAGUUCCAAAUGAACGUUAAACUGUCUUCUGUGUACUUUGUUCUAGUGUUGUGGUAAACUGUUUCAUUGUUUUUUCCAGUAUGGUGCUUCCCACCCCCAAAAUGAUCUUUUGCGUGGCACUUUUAAGACUUUGUGUUUCCAGCCCGUCCUCUGCCUGUACACCUGGGCAGAUUUUUGCUUUUUUGUUAAAGAUUAUCUUAAUUGGUCCUUCUUAGUUAACUCAGUUUAUAUUUUUGACACUUGUUAUUUACUGAUAUACCAGUAAUUAGGAAAUUACUUACCAAUCCCCCAUUAGGUUGCCAAAGAAUGUGAUCAUUGAUGAAGAAGAGGAAUUGUACUUUUGUCAUCAAUGAUCCAUUUACAAUUUUUUUUCUGGACAGUAUAUUCUAAAAUUUUGUGAAGAUUUACUGUUAGUCCUACACUCUGAGUGAUUUGGCUGAUGAAAUACUUUUCUGGGGACGGAUGUCAUGUUGAUAUCUUUUAAAUGAUUUGUCAGAUUUUUUGUGUGAAAUAAAUAGACUCAUUGUCUCAGAUGUGUAACUCAGAUAGUUUCAGGCAUACAGUAAUAUUCACCAUCAAAUUAAAAUGUUUUACCUUAAUCACUUUUGUGGAAUGUGAAUUAAUAAAGGUUCAUUAAUAUUUCCACAGAAUAAAAUAAAACACAUACUGUAAUACAUCUGAUAGAUUAAGUUUCUCACAUUUUAAGUGUUUGGAUAUAAUUCAACAAAAACAGUAGUAACUACACUUCAGAAAAAAAAAAUUAACAAAAUUGAAAAUUAAUUGUUUCUUUCCAGAGAAAGAAUAUCUGAACCAGAAAAGAUUUCAAGAUACUUCCUCUCAUAUACGUAAUAGAUAAAUACUCAAAAAGAUAGAAACAGAUAUGCAAUAGACCUUGUUUUUCUUCAAUGCUCUUUUGUUCUUUAUGAUCUGCCAAACACAAUAUCGAAGUUUCACAUCAGGCUAAUGUUAGCCGUUCCAACCAUUAAUCAAGUUAUUCUACUGUUGUUAUGUUUUCCAAAAAUGAAUCUGUCGUUUUUGAAGAGGUUCUUAUUAUUGUGUGUGCAAUUCUUUGAGUGAUAAUGUAAUAUUUGGGUAGUAUCAGGACUAGGGUUGAUUUUGUAGCACAUAUUGUUUUAAAUCUUAUGUUCAGAGUUUUUUUAAUUGUGUUUUUGAUGUUUUCAUUCUUAGCUUGUUCAAAUACCAUUGAUGAUUUAAUGAAAUUUUAUUGUGAAAACGAUGAUCAAUUUGAUAAACAACAAAUUGAGUCUAUAUAAAUGAAAUGUAUCAUUGUCUGAAAUGUUAUGAUUAAAUUUAGAUUUAUUUCAGUCUUUGCAUGUAUUUUUGAGUUAUCUUUCUUUGGUGUCUGCUUUGUGUGGUUGACAGCGUUUACAUCUGUACAAAUUGUAUUGUACAUAUGUGUUGGAGAUGGUUGAUUGUGUAGGCAUUGUAAUAAGUUCUAUAUUGGUCACAUGUUCAUUGAUUAGGUUGGUAAAAGUUUUCCAAUGUUGUAGUGUUUAUUUUUUGUCUUCUGAGUUCAUACUAUAAAUAAGAUCACCACAUUUGUAUUCAAAGAAAAUUGAAAUGUUAGAUUAUCAGAGAAGUUUAAGAAUAAUAACAGAAGACUAAGUAUAAGAACUAUUUGUGUUGUGAUGAUUUAAUAUCUAAAAAAAGAUGAAGGAUAACACAAAAUGAAAGACAACACAAUUCUUAAGGUCUGUAUCUGAUAUGUCAACGACUUAGUAAAGUAUUGUUCUAAAUUUAACAUGAUUUAUAAAUGCAGAAUAGGAUGAGUUCAAACCUGUUAUAGAGGCAUAUGCAUAAAGCUAAUGAGUUUAGCUCUAUAAACUAAAAAUUAGUGUCGGAUAUAGACAGAAAUCAGGUUUAACUUAGUGCAGAACUUUUAAAAAAUCUUUUAUCUCGAGGGUUGAGGUUUAACUAUUUAAGUAACACAGAGAGAUGAUUUUUUUUCUCUCGCACUUUCCUAUAUCUUUUGGAGUUGAGAAAUGUUUCUAGCUCAUCUGACAAAAGAGCCACUGGUCACAUUUGGUUGUAUUGUAUAUUUAAUAUGGCUCAGACAUAUAAAUGAAUUUUUUUGAUUCCAUGACAUUAGAAAUAAAUGUUUCACAUGAUUGUGUUGUUGGUUUAUAAAGUUUUAAUGAUGUGUCAAACUCAGUUCUAGAAGUUUUCAAAAAUGACUGCUUCAUCAAGUAAAUCCUUACACCCUUGUUAGCACAGCAAGAGAAACAUUGUUCAGUUGGAUGUUUAAAUUUUAAUUAAAUGUUUGAUUGGAAUACAUUUUUUAAUCUUUUAUUUAAUAUUUGUGUGAAUGUUUUAAAAUGUUAUUUGAUUGUUUUUUAAAUAAGUGGUAAUGACAAUGAUACAUAUUGAUAUGCCAGAACCAGGCCUACACUCUGGUAGACUGGUUGGUGUUAAACUUUUUACCCAUAGCAUAAUGUCCAUGCGAUUUUAUCGGUGUUCAACAAAGUUUCACACCUACGUAUAACAUGGCAUUAAUCAGAAGUUCUUUACAUAAAGUGUUUUGUUGACAUUAGCUUUUUUUCGCAAGAAUUAUAUCUGUCACUGUACAUCAGAAAUAUGUUUAGUCCCUAUACAUUAAUUGCUCUCCAUAGAAGGUUAAAGGUCAUAAGAAAUUUAAUGAUUUUUUUUUACUUGCGAUGUUGAGGUUAACAAUAAAAAAAUAAUACAUAUCUGUAUAUGAACUGUAAAUCAUAUAUUUUCGUAAGGCUCAAAUUUAGUUUUUUUUCUGACUUUUCCAGAUGUUUUUAUUUUUGUUGGCACUUGAUUUUGUGGUUAAACCUUACUUCUAAAAUCCGCUAAUCCUAUAACCCCCUAGAUUUACCCAUGAAUUCAACAGAAAAUAAUCCCCCGCGAAAAUUAAUGAUUUUACAGGAAGUAUAUAAAUGAUUAUUUAUAUAGAAGUACAUUCUUUAUUACUAGUAUUUAUUAUAAGGUAAUACUUGAUAUCUUGAUUGUAUGAAAUAACAAGAGGGUAAAAUCCAACUACCUUUUUGUGAGCGAGUUUUAAUUUCAAAAAUUUUCACAUGAUUACUUAUAGAUACAAAAUUCUUACUGUUUGUGAAUGCCUUUCCCUGCAGAUCACAGAGAUUUGGCAUGAAUUCCCGACCCAUGGUCCAUACAUAUGUAUUGUAGUCACUGUGACACACAUAUAUGGACAUUGGGUCCAGAAUUUGUACCAAAUCCCUGUGCUACAGCUGAUGGUCAGCAACUGACUAAACAGAAUUUAUAAUGUAUUGUAAGGGAAUGGCUAAUUUCAGAUUUCCAAGUAAAGACCAACUUUUUGUUUUGCUGAUAAUCCUAGAUCUGUUGUACUGGCAUACAGUAUAGGGUUUUACAUAGCACUGACAUGACAGCAUAUGCACAAGUGAAAGAUACAAGGUCCUGAGAACUGGGGCCUAUUCAUUGAUUUUAAAUUCAAGAAUGGCAGGGCUUUAUUAUUAAUACAGGCAUUUGACCCCAAUUUUUUGCAAAUGACUAGAAAAAUGACAUACUACCAAUCUUUGUAAGACCAUCAUGUGGUUUUGGUUUUUAGACCUUGUGUAGGUGACUAGACCAUUACAUACCCAUUUUAUGUGUUUUCUGAAUAAUAGAUCCUGGUUUGUGUUACUGUUGAAUAUUGUAAAAAUAGUCCUAUUGUGUCUUUUCUGAGAUAGCACUGGUUAUAAGCCUAUGUCGGAGGAUAAACCCACUCAUACCUAUUUCUGUUCAGUAGAAUAGAAUGUACCAGCAUAAGCUAUUUAAUUGUCCUGUAAUAAGCCCACCCCCUGACUGACACAGAGGUGAUGUUUUGUUCCCUUGGUCACAUUGCAGGAUAAAUAUGGAAUACAGACACAUAGCCACAGUCAAAACGUUUACCGUCUAACAACAAAGAGAUUUAGUCCAGCGUUGUGAGGAUUGCCUCCGAGCCUAUAGUUCAUACCAAGCCUGCUGUAGAGCAUUGAUCAUAUUUAAUGUGUAACAACGCGAGCAAGGUGUUCAAAGUGGUACCACUAAUACUGAUACUAAUCUUAGUAUUUCCAGGUGUUUUGAUUUUGAUUUUAAAAAAUGUCAUUUAAAUUAUAAGUUCAUGUUUACAAGGUUUUAUAUUAUUGGAAGUUAUUGUUUUAAAAUAAAGAAAUAAAACUGAAGACAAAAUAACAUUCUAAAAAGUACCACUUUAGAAUUAGAAUUUGAUAUAUUAAAACGCUUUGAACAAAUUGGCCCUGUUGUAAACGAUGUCCUGGAUUUUACCAACAGCUAUGAGAAUAUGAUAUUUACCUAACCAUUCAACCAUUUGUGUGUCAUGUAUUGUUGAAGUAUGGUACCAGACAAGGAUCCGAGAGGGGAUUACUGGCAAUGUCAGUUGUUUGAUUUUAUUUAAGACUUUGUGCCAGAUGUAUAUUUCAUUGUUUUAAGGUUUGUAUGCAAGGGCUGUCAUCAAUCAUUCACAGAGUUAGCAAAUAUUUGCUUAUAUGAAUGAAUUUGUGAUCCCGAGAUGAAUGCCCGAAGGUCAAGAGAAUGUUCUACUAACUUGUAGCUGUACAGUGAAACAGUGUUUGAUUUUUUAAGCAAAAUAUGGAAUAGAAUCAUCAACAAUAAUAAAAAAAAACUAAUACUCAAA